Anguilla anguilla (European eel) is the source of this 2053-nucleotide messenger RNA. Its product is annotated as tyrosinase-like. The transcript has 4 exons. Lineage: Eukaryota; Metazoa; Chordata; Actinopteri; Anguilliformes; Anguillidae. Gene Ontology annotation, molecular function: tyrosinase activity. Bases 50 to 1624 code for a protein of 524 amino acids. The record is from RefSeq and is a predicted model, not a curated record. Gene Ontology annotation, biological process: pigmentation; melanin biosynthetic process.
CUGCUUCACUUUGUUCUAACAAGGCAGAGACGAGACUGGCUAGACAGCGAUGCUGAGUUUGGGACUUUUAAUAUUUUUGUUUCUAUUGCGACCCGCAUACCUUCAGUUCCCGCGAGCAUGCGUUACCGCCGAGAUCCUACAAACUAAGGAGUGCUGUCCAGUAUGGGAACAGGACGGGUCCGUCUGUGGAGCCCGCUCUGGUAGGGGUUUUUGCCAAGAUGUGGUCAUAUCCGACCUCCCCAACGGUCCGCAGUAUCCAUUCAACGGAAUAGACGACAGAGAGAGAUGGCCCUCCGUGUUCUAUAAUCGCACGUGCCAGUGUGCAGGUAACUACAUGGGCUUCGAUUGUGGUGACUGCAAGUUCGGUUUUUUUGGCGUCAACUGUGCUGAGAAAAGGGAAUCAUUGAGAAGGAAUAUAUUUCAACUGUCAGUCACCGAAAGACAGAAGUUAAUAUCUUAUUUGAACCUAGCCAAAAAUACCAUAAGCACAGAUUACGUGAUAGUGACCGGCACCUACGAACACAUGAACAAUGGAACAGAUCCCAUGUUUGCGGAUGCCAGUGUCUAUGAUGUCUUUGUUUGGAUGCACUACUACGUGUCAAGAGAUGCCUUGCUUGGAGGAACUAACGUUUGGACGGAUAUUGAUUUUGCACACUGGGCUCCAGCCUUUUUGCCGUGGCACCGUGUGUAUUUGUUGUCAUGGGAACACGAAAUCCGCAAACUGACAGGAGACUUCAGUUUCACCAUCCCAUACUGGGAUUGGAAAGAUGCGUUGGACUGUGAAGUAUGCACUGACGAGUUAAUGGGUGGUCGGAAUCUUCUGAAGCCGGACCACAUCAGUCCUGCAUCGGUAUUCUCUUCGUGGAAGGUCAUAUGCUCCCAAGCAGCUGAAUAUAACAGCAGGGGGGUACUAUGUAAUGGCACAGGGGAGGGACCCCUGCUUCGUAACCCUGGCAACCAAAACCGGGACGUAGUGAGCCGACUGCCCACUUCCGCUGAUGUGGAGUUCACGCUCAGCCUUGAGCAAUAUGACACCAGCCCCAUGGACAUCAGUGCCAACAUGAGUUUCAGGAACACUCUAGAAGGCUUUGGCAAUCCCCAGACUGGACAGGGCAACAGUGCUCAACGUUGGAUGCAUGCUGCUGUGCAUGCCUACAUGAAUGGCUCCAUGUCUUCAGUCCAAGGGUCUGCCAAUGACCCCAUCUUCUUCCUACACCACUCCUUUGUCGACAGGUACUGCAAGUCUUCCUGUCACCAAGCUUCACACUGUCUCUCGCCAUCCUGCAGUCCAGCGCUUUCUGCAGGAAUUCCUGAGCCCUUAUCUACAGCAGGCCCAGAAGAUCUGGCAGUGGCUCCUGGGUGCUGGAAUCUUUGGGGCCCUGGUAGCAUGUCUCAUAGCAGCAGUCAUGGCCUUUGCCUGCAGCACACAACAGCAGAAAAAGAACAAGGCUUUAAUGCAUUCAGGGAGACAUCCCCUGACCGACAGAAGAAAGAAGGAGCGCUCUCUUUAGUCAUAUCACAGAACUCUGUGAAAGGGGUUACUGUUCUCACUGUGAUGACUGUAACAUCACAAGGUGUCACAGUUAUCACAUGCCUUAUAUUAUAUUGCUUUUUUUUAAAAUGACUAUGUAAUAUAUAAGACAAUUAUUGUGAAAACAGACUAUUCUUUAUUUCAGAGGAAAUGUCUCCCUUGCACACAAAGAAUCAUUGAGACUGGAGAGCACAUGCUUUAAAAAUAAUGCACCAUUGUUAAUAUGCAAAACUGGGUAAACUCUGCCUCCUCAUGAUGCAUACCCAGGGGCACAUGUUCCAAGAACUCAUUACCAACAUUGCAAAUGUUGUGCUCUGUAAAUCAAUUUCAGUUUAUAGGUGUUCAAUGAAAACCCAAUGACAACCUCCUAGCAGAACAACUGUCCCAAACAUUCCCAUGAGAAAGAUUUACACAAAGUCUACAGAGGUGUCUGAACAAUUGAUCUAUGUGAAUUGAGAACCUGUCUUACUGAUGUUCAAAACACCAUAAAGACUCCUAAUAAACUGAUCUCUUGUCCAUGAA